Molecule: messenger RNA, 2023 nt
Organism: Leptidea sinapis
Lineage: Eukaryota; Metazoa; Arthropoda; Insecta; Lepidoptera; Pieridae
Product: zinc finger protein 91-like
Exons: 7
Coding region: 391-1818 (475 amino acids)
Biological process (GO): regulation of transcription by RNA polymerase II
Cellular component (GO): nucleus
Molecular function (GO): DNA-binding transcription factor activity, RNA polymerase II-specific; sequence-specific DNA binding
Source: RefSeq, a predicted model, not a curated record
UAUUGAAAAACCCAAAAAUACUGAGAGGCACUACAACUGUGCUUGUCACCUUGAGACAUAAGAUGUUAAGUCUCAUUUGCCCAGUAAUUUCACUAGCUAUGGCGCCCUUCAUACCGAAACACAAUAAUGCUUACACAUUACCACUUCACUGCAGAAAUAGGCAUCCGGUGCAAAGGAGCUUCCCACUGGUAAAAGUUAGUUCUAACCCAACUUCUAAUACUGUUUCAGGUCAUCAAAUCUCAUAGUGCACUAUCAAAGAAGACUGUAAAUUACUUUGAUUAUGAACUUACAUAUAAUUCUGAAGUUGAUAAUGAAAAAUUGGAAAGAGUUGAAGACGAUAUUGUAGAUAAUUUUGAUGAUGACAUCAGUAAUGAAAAUGAUAAUUGUGGUAUGACACAGGAUUUCUUAAGCAGGACCGAUUUUCAAGCUUCGAAGCCUUUGGAAGGUGAGCUAUGUAAGUUCAGAGUUGUCAGGUUGAGUAAAGACGAGUUGAUGAGUAAGAGAGAGGAGAAGAGGAGACAGCCUAACUUUAAGAAGAUUCCCUUUAAGUGUGAUGGCUGUGUUUUGGGAUUUACAAAGAGAGAGAAUUAUGACGAGCACUGGAAGAAGAAACACUGUGAAAGCAUCGGCAAUUUUGCGUGUAGAAUAUGUCAAAUCCGGUUUCGACAUGAGGCAGAGCUAGAUAAACACGAGAUUCGACAUUAUGUUUGCUACAGAUGCGCGCUGUGUAAGUUCGAAUGUGGAUUGGAAAGGACCGCCAUCUUGCAUUGUAGAAUCAAACAUGGCGGCGAUCACAUAGGAAGUAUUCGUUGUACGCAAUGUGAUGAUGUAUUCAGAAUACUAACUCCUUUCAGAUCAUCGGAAGAAUUGCAAGAACAUAGAAAUGAGAAGCAUUUUGUAACCUGUGAUGAUUGCGGUAAAAGAUUUAAGGGGAAACGUACACUCAGUAGCCACAUCAUGUUAGUCAUUUUAAAUCUAUUUUAUUUAUAUACUAGUGUCUCCUGCCCGUGUAUGCAUGGCUACGGCGCCCUUCAACUGAAACACAAUAAUGCUUACACAUUACUGCUUCACGCUAGAAAAAGCCGGCAUCCUGUGCAAAGGAGCAUCCCACUGGUAUUAAUUUUAGGGUCAACAGUUUUCCUUAUUUCUUUUAGUCGCAUACACAACAGGAAGAGUACACAUACAUGUGACGUCUGUAAGAGAUGGUUCUCGAGCCAACGUCGCCUGGAGUCGCACGUAACGUCACACAGUGCCGAGCUCGCACGAAAACUUUCGUACUGCGAUUCGUGCGAGGUUCAAUUUAAGAAUAUCCACGUGUACCGGCACCAUUUGAAAAAUACCGCUCAACACGCCAAGGAAACCAUUUUUUUUUGUUAUAGAUACGAAUGCGGAGUUUGCCACAAGCGGUUCUCCUCGAAGGGCUAUUACAAGAAACAUUAUGACUUUUAUCAUCUACGAAAAUCCAAUUAUAAAUGCGAUAUUUGUGACAAGCUAUUUGUGUCCGAUUGGCGUUUGAAGCAACACCAAAUGACUCGGCACGGACUGGCUCGAACCAGGGACCAUAGAUGUGAUGUUUGUCAGAAAAUGUUCUAUCCGUUUUGGAGGAGUUCAAUAUUUAACACCAUGACACUAGAAUUUUAUAUAUUAGAUAGCUAUAUUUUAUUAUUAUUUCAGUCGUCAUCGACUCUGCGAGACCAUUACUUGAUUCACUCGUCACUGCGAAGGUAUAUGUGCUCUCACUGCGGAGUCACCUUUAAACAGCGCGCCGCUCUACACACGCACUGUACGCUACUCCAUAAAAAUACAAGUGUUCAAUAAUUUGUGAUUGUAUAAUAAAUAAUUUGUGAUUGUAUAAUAAAUAAUUUGUGAUUGUAUAAUAAAUAAUUUGUGAUUGUAUAAUAAAUAAUUUGUGAUUGUAUUAUAAAUAAUUUGUGAUUGUAUAAUAAAUAAUUUGUGAUUGUAUAAUAAAUGUACACGUGCUCAAUUAUUUGUGAUUGUAUAGUAAAUAUAAACAAACUCAGUA